AUGGAUGUGCCGAUUGUGACACCAGUGAUACCGACUCUUGUGUUAGAACCGCCGGCGGGUAGUUCUCAACCAACACAGAGGAGAUUGGAUUUGCAAGCAACACCUGAUGUACCUGCGAACUCGUUUGUUGAAAAUAAUCGAAUUAACGGUAUGAAGCUUACUUUCAUUAACCCUAUGCUUAAGAAUGGAUCACCUACUGCUUGUUUACAACAGAAUGCUGUAGAUAUUGAGCUUAAAAAAUGGGCCAAUGCUGUUAUUCUAUAUGUUAUUGGUGAUAAUCCGACUAUUAAAUACAUUAGCACGUUUGUUGACAAACAAUGGCUUUGUGAGAGUAAACCUGAAAUUUUUCUUUACUCUGAGGGCUAUUUCCUGAUUAGAUUUGGCUCGGUGGAGGAGAAAGAACGUGUUUUGUGUUCUGGGCCGUAUACCAUUGCUAAUCGACCAGCCAUUGUUAAAGGGUGGUCUGCGGAUUUCAAUUUCAACACUGAGAUUCUGAAAUUGAUUCCUUUGUGGAUCAAAUUACCCAAUCUUCCUCUCAAUUGUUGGGGGAUGGAUUCUUUGAGUAGGAUUGGGAGCACUUUAGGCAAUCCUUUGUUUGCUGAUGAGUGUACCACCACACAAAAUCGAAUAUCGUUUGCCAGAAUGCUCGUUGAAGUGGAUGUAACUCACCCUUUACUCCAUAAGGUUAUGGUAGAGGACCCUCAUGGGAAGGCUUUUGAACAAGUUGUGCAAUAUGAGUGGGAGCCUAAAUUUUGUGAUACUUGCCAAAAACUUGGGCAUAAUUGUGUGGCUGAUGUUGCACAAGAACAUCGGAGGAGAACUAAGAAGAUAUGGGUGCCUAAAGUUACUGUUGCUCGAGAUACUUCUGCUAUCCCACCUCCAGGAGUACCAUCUACAGUAACAGGGGACUCUACUUUGGUGGUUAGUGACCCAGUUGCUGAGGGAUGA
Messenger RNA from Spinacia oleracea (spinach), 948 nucleotides. RefSeq lists its product as uncharacterized. The record is from RefSeq and is a predicted model, not a curated record. The transcript is spliced from 2 exons. The coding region runs from base 1 to 948 and encodes 315 amino acids. NCBI's taxonomy places the organism in Eukaryota, Viridiplantae, Streptophyta, Magnoliopsida, Caryophyllales, Amaranthaceae.